This is a messenger RNA of Perca fluviatilis (European perch), 3597 nucleotides long. RefSeq lists its product as uncharacterized. The record is from RefSeq and is a predicted model, not a curated record. Bases 84 to 2192 code for a protein of 702 amino acids. The transcript is spliced from 19 exons. Lineage: Eukaryota; Metazoa; Chordata; Actinopteri; Perciformes; Percidae.
AGUGGCCCAUUGGUAGCCUAUUUAGACGCAGGCCUUUCUCACAGCAUCUCUAUCUCACUCUCUGGUGCAGCAGGUCAGCUGUCAUGCCUCAAACAGGCUCCCAGAUGCUCCCGCUAUUGGCUCUCGGAUUGGUUUGGCUGAUUUGCGUCUUCACCACUGUCUGUGAGUCUGCCACAGGAGCUACUGUAGCCUCUAAAAACCGAAAAACCUGUUUGAAAAUAGAGAAUGACAUCCGUGAGGCCGUGUGCCAUGAGAAUCAUCUUCCAGGUGCAGGGUGGUCAUGUUGUGGAGGGCAGGCUUUCCACCCUGAAGAAGCCACUUGUUGUAAAGAUGGAUACACCAAAGACACAGCUGUUACAGAGGGUCUGAGCGAAAAGGUGUCCGCUUGCUGUGGACUAAAGGCCUAUGACCAACUCAACUUUAUGUGUUGUAACUCAACCAUCAUAGCCAAACCUGCGCCAAAUGCCAAAUGUUGUGAUAAUGAUGCUUAUGAUGUGGACAAGCAGAUGUGUUGUGGUCCGAUUAAGAACAAGACGGUCCUGACAAGAAAUUCCAGCUACCACCGGUGCUGUGGACGUGACCAGUUUGACUCUAAGACUGAGCGCUGCUGUUCCAUGAACGAAAGUCUUAAGAUACAGCCCAUCACAUCCAGCUUCUGUAGGAAUGAGUCAGCUGUCUGUGGAACGAAGACCUACAACACAUUCACUGAACUAUGCUGUCAAUCAACUGUUGUAUCCAAACUUGCAUCAAAUGCCAAAUGCUGUGCAGAAAAUGCUUAUGAUGUGGACAAGCAGAUGUGUUGUGGUCCGAUGGAGAACAAGACGGUCCUGACGAGAAAUUCCAGUGACCACCGGUGCUGUGGAAGUGACCAGUUUGACUCUAAGACUGAGCGCUGCUGUUUCAUGAACGACAGUCUUAAGAUACAGCCCAUCACAUCCGGCUGUUGUGUGAAGGAGUCAGCUGUCUGUGGAACGAAUGCCUACAACACAUUCACUGAACUAUGCUGUCAAUCGACUGUUGUCUCCAAACCUGCAUCAAAUGCCAAAUGCUGUGCAGAAAAUGCUUAUGAUGUGGACAAGCAGAUGUGUUGUGGUCCGAUGGAGAACAAGACAAUCCUGAUGAGAAAUUCCAGUGACCACCGGUGCUGUGGACGUGACCAGUUUGACUCUAAGACUGAGUGCUGCUGUUUCAUAAACGACAGUCUUAAGAUACAGCCCAUAACAUCCAGCUGCUGUGGGAAUGAGUCAGGUGUGCAGCAACAGAAACCCACACCUCAACCCAACUGCACUGAGCCAAACACAGGUCUCUGUGGGUCAGCAUGUUACAAUCCCAGUUCCUUUCGCUGCUGUGAGAAAAACCAGGGAAAGUCUCAGUGCCGCUUCCCAGGCCAAUGUGAUGAUGCCUCAACUGUGUAUAACCCACAUACACAUGUCUGCUGGGAUGGCUUUGUAUCUGAGUGGAAGUCUUGGAUUGAACAAUUUCAUGUCUCCCCUGGACAACACUGCUGCGGGACAGAAGUCUAUCAGCCUCGCACUGAGAUCUGCUGUGAUGGACACAGACAUGCCAAAAAAGAAAACACUCACUGCUGUGGGGGGAAAGCCUACAACAUUAAAGACCCUCAGAUGAAAUGCUGCGCAGGGACACUGCACAACCUCACCCUGUUACGCAGGUCUGGACAUGACGUGCAAUGCUGUGGAUCCAUUCUGCAAACCCCACAUAAUGUUUGCUGCUCGAGUGAGGACAAGGAGGUGCUUUACUCUGCCAAGAGAGGAUUUGGAUGCUGUGGUCACCUCUACUACAACGUCUCUCUGUGGUCAUGCUGUGCAGGGAAACUGAGUCCAGUACCCAAAGUAGGACAGCAUCAGAGCGUGAUGAUUAAAGAAUCCAGACUUCUGUCAGUAAACAAUCUGAAUGAAACGGAUCUUUGCGAUGAAAUGCAAAUCGGUACUGUGGAAAGUGUGUCUCAGGACAGCAUCAUGUUCAGCAAUGUGCUAAAAAUCCAUGGAAGAAAUGCCACGGUGAAACCUCUGGCCUCGCCUCACAUCCUGGAAACACCUGAUCGCUGCAGCUCCCCUAAACUGAUCCCUGGGAAUAGCUACUUCUUUGAUGAAGUUAAAGUCUUCACAGAUUUCAACCAUAACUCUAUUCUCCAGUCGCUCUAUUUCAUUCUUUCCAAGUGUUAUCGUCCUUAGGUCACCACUGUUACCUGUUACUACCAUCAGUUAAUCUGUUAUCGUAUACAUGGUCUGACUCACCGGAUGUUUAGUUUAGUUUAUUUGUUUAUUUGAGCAGUAACCAUUCUGCUCAAAGGGAGUGGGCAGAAGCAAAAGAGCUUAUAAGCGCCCCCAUAAAAUAAUACAAUAAAAUUUCUCAUUUCACAAUAGUACAAAAAAACAUAGUGCAAAACAACGCAACAAAGCACAAUAACAAUCAAAACAAAUACAAAUGAAGCCUGCCAUUGCCCCCCUAUUUCAGAGGGCAUUCUCCUCCCCUUUAGCUAUCUCCGCUAUUUAUUUUGCAAGGGCACUGCAAUCGCUGCAUCCCGGACUUAGCGCCACCCAAGAUGAUUAUGAUUGGUUUAAAGAAAUACAAACAAGCCAUGACAUUUCCCCUAUCCUUGAAUGAAAAGCAGUGCAGCCAGACUUUUAAUUAUUUUCAUUGCUCAAUAUAUAUAUAUAUAUAUAUAUGGUGCUUUACCAAACCAUUUGCAGUCAAAUUACCAGAAACACAUUGCCACCUGUACACUGUGGACUAUACCGCUACGAUUCUAGAUUAAGGUUUUUAAAGCGGUGCUCUUUGCAGAAAAGCUGCCUUCUUUCCUGUCUGGUAGCUGUUAGCGUGCAAGAAUUAAUGUGUAAUUAAUAUGUAGCUUGAUUUCACAUAAGCUGAACAGCUAUCAGCUAACAUGUUUUAUUUUUCAGAAUAUUAUGAUAGUCUUUGUUAUUCUUUUCAGUCAUGCACCCUUGCGUUAUAUUUUAUUAUUAUUUUUUAUUCUUGCACUAAACUACAUUAUAAACGGCAACUGUUUGCACACAUUUCAUUUAUGUUGUUUACAUUUACAUGUAAAUUACGUAAAUGAUUUGUCAAUUUUUACUACUCCGCACCGGCGAUAGCCUUGGCCGGUCAAUAUCUCUGAACACCUCAGGGGAAUCUCUUCAAAUUUGGUACCAACGUUUACUUGGACUCUGAUUAGAUUUGAGUGGUCAAAGGACAAGGUUAGAGUGGCCUCACAAAGCACAUGUUUGGCCCCUCAAGAAUUCCUAUGCUACUUAUAACAUAUUUCACAGAAAUGUCUAGUAUGAUUAAAUGAUGAAGUGAUGACACUUUAUAUCAAAAAGGUCAAAGGUCAAUUUAACUGUGACAUCAUAAUGUUCUGCAAAAACACUUUUCUUGCCAUUAUUCAGUGCCAUAACUCAGGAACAGAAGGGGAGAUUUUGACCAUAUUUCAUAUUUUGUUGGAUACUGAAUUGGUGACACUAAUCUUGGGUGCCCACCCUGAAACUGUGGUGAUUGUAUAGAUCUUCUGUGCUGCCGGGUUGAAGAUGUGCGUGAAGCAUUGAUGUUUCGCCAAAAAAUAAAAUAAUACAUUUUAUUAAA